AUGCCCCCUCCAGCCCAACGCCCGCGCGCCUGCGACAACUGCCACUCCAUCAAGAUCAAAUGCGAGCUUGGCAAGGUCGGCGGGACGGGACCGUGCCAGCGAUGCGUUCGUCUGGACAAGGAGUGCAAAGUCACUCCCCCCAAACGGCAGAAGGACCGUGUUGCGGAGCUUGAGGCAGAGGUUGAGCAGUUGAGGAGGCUGCUCGAAUCUCAAAACAUCAACUUACCAUCCCCCGAAUCUGGCGGGGACAGGAGUAGCGCAAAUGAGAGCUCACCCAAUUCUAUUCCUCCCCGAAAUGCAGGACCCAAGAAACGCAAACUGGAAGAGGGCAUCCCCGAGCGAGAAGACGAACUGACCACCAACCCCGAAGACUGGUUCACCCGCCUCGACGCCAUCAUCCCGCAAGCCACCCAGAGCAAACUCCUCGACCGCUACACCGUAGAGAUGUUCCCUCGUUUCCCCCUGGUUCCCAUCAGGGGCAAAAAGGACUUCGCUUCCAUGCGCGCCGAACGCCCCAUGCUCCUCAUCGCCAUCCUCUACGCCUCCUGCUCCGCCGUCCUGCACCUCGACCUCCAGGAAGACGUCGCGAAGCUCAUGUUCGACAUCCUCUCCAAAGUCGUCGUCGAGGGCGACCAGAAAUCCACCACCAUCCUGCAGGCCAUCCAGAUCAUCUACCUCUGGUUCCGCGCCCCGAAGAACCACGCCUACGGCGGCUACUUCUCCAUCUUCGACCUCGUGAAGCUCGCCUCCGACAUGGCCGCCGAACUCGGCCUCGGCGGUCCCAUUCGUGGAAUUCAAGGGAAGAACAACUGGCACUCCACGCACCGCGACAUCGACAACGAGUCCGCCUGGCGCAACUGGCUCGUCUGCCGCAUCCUCUCCACCUCCCUCUGCCUCUUCAUGCGCACCCCGGACUCCCUGCGCUGGGACGAACACGACGAGUCCUCGCUGCAGAUGCUCGACUACUGGAAAGAAGGCGGCGAAGGCACGCGCCUCAUCUGCCACAUCGUCAAAGCGGAGAAGCUCACCGAGCGCAUCGCCUCGGAGUCCGGCUGCUACGACGCCGAGACCCCUGCCAUAGGCGUCUCCGACCCCGCCGUCCAACCCACCCGUCUCGCACUCCAAAGCGCAGCACUCGACUUCGAAUCCCAGGUCCUCCCCGACCUCUCCGGCCCCUUCGCCACCUUCUGGCGCCACAUCAUCACGCUCCAACUCCACGAACCCGUCCUGCACACCCCGACCAACAAGCGCUCCUUCACGGCCCCUUACCUCGCCGAACGCCUCUCCGUCACCGACUUCCCCAUGCCCCUCGUCACACCCUCCCACAUCGCCUCCCUCACCAGCUUACGAGACGCCGCACACUCCCUCCUCGACAUCUUCCUCUCCUUCGACACCACCACCGUCAUCACGCUGCCCGCCAUCCUCGUGCAUUCGAGGGUUGCGUACGCGCAGUACCUGCUCAUGCGCCUCUACAUCGCCACCUCCGCGCCGGGAAACACUUUCGGCGCUUUCCUCGACCCGGAGUCGCUGCGCAUAGACGCUUACCUCCCUCCCCUCAUCCGCCUACAGGAAAUCGUCUCAGCCGCCGACGAGCGCUGCGGCGCCUCCAGAGUCCUUUGGGCGAGUCCAAGGAUGCGGGAAUGGUAUCUCAAUUACCGGAGGACUUUCGUGGAUGUGGCGGUGCUGGAGCAGAGGCAGGUGGAGUUUAAUAGUGCUUUGGACUGGUACGGGUUUGGGGAUGUGGGGGUGGAGGGGUGGGAUUGGGGGUUGCAGGGGUUGUUUGAUGGGGGGGAGAUGGGGGAGGUGGGGGUCAUGCCGGAUUUGGAGGGGCUGUGA
Messenger RNA from Saxophila tyrrhenica, 1836 nucleotides. RefSeq lists its product as uncharacterized. Gene Ontology annotation, biological process: regulation of DNA-templated transcription. NCBI's taxonomy places the organism in Eukaryota, Fungi, Ascomycota, Dothideomycetes, Mycosphaerellales, Extremaceae. Gene Ontology annotation, molecular function: transcription cis-regulatory region binding; zinc ion binding; DNA-binding transcription factor activity, RNA polymerase II-specific. The transcript has a single exon. Gene Ontology annotation, cellular component: nucleus. Bases 1 to 1836 code for a protein of 611 amino acids. The record is from RefSeq and is a predicted model, not a curated record.